Messenger RNA from Enhydra lutris kenyoni (northern sea otter), 2743 nucleotides. Its product is annotated as interleukin 22 receptor subunit alpha 1. NCBI's taxonomy places the organism in Eukaryota, Metazoa, Chordata, Mammalia, Carnivora, Mustelidae. The record is from RefSeq and is a predicted model, not a curated record. Bases 145 to 1887 code for a protein of 580 amino acids. Gene Ontology annotation, molecular function: protein binding. The transcript has 7 exons.
CUCAGGCCCCACCUCCCCCUCCUUUCCCCGCCCCUGUGGCGUGGCCAGGUGGAGCCCAGUGCCUCUGAGGCGGCAAAGCUUCCCAGCCCUCCAUCUGGCCUCAGCCCAGAGCCAAGGCCAAAAGAGGGCUCUGAGCCCGGCCCCAUGAGGACGCUACUGACCAUCCUGGCCGCGGGAUCCCUGGCCGCUCACACUGCUGAGAACACCUCAGAUCUUCUUCAGCACGUAAAAUUCCAGUCCAGCAACUUCGAAAACAUCCUGACGUGGGACAGCGGGCUGGAGAGCGCCCCAGACUUGGUCUACAGCGUGGAGUAUAAAACGUAUGGGGAGAGAAAGUGGCUGGUGAAGGAGGGCUGCCAGCGGAUCACCCGGAAAUCCUGCAACCUGACCAUGGAAACGGGCAACUUCAUGGAGCCCUACUACGCCCGGGUAACUGCCAUCAGCGCGGGAGGCCGGUCAGUCACCAAGAUGACCGACCGGUUCACCUCGCUGCAACAGACUACCAUCAAGCCACCCGAUGUGACCUGUAUCCCCAAGGUGAGAUCCAUCCAGAUGGUCAUCCAUCCCACCUCCACACCUGUCCAAGCAGGGGAUGGCCACCGGCUCACCCUGGAGGACAUCUUCCCUGAUCUGUUCUACCGUUUAGAGCUCCAAGUCAACCACACCUACCAAAUGCACCUUGGAGGGAAGCAGAGAGACUACGAGUUCACUGGCCUGACCCCUGACACAGAGUUCCUUGGGACCACCAUGAUUUUUGUUCCAAACUGGUCCAAAGAGAGCGCCCCCUACGUGUGCCGAGUGAAGACACUGCCAGAUCGGACGUGGACAUACUCCUUCUCGGGCGCCAUCCUCUUCUCCAUGGGCUUCGUCGUCGCGGGGCUCUGUUACCUGAGCUACAGAUACGUCUCCAAGCCGCCUCCGCCUCCCAACUCCCUGAACGUCCAGCGAGUACUAACCUUCCAGCCUCUGCGGUUCAUCCAGGAACACGUGCUGAUCCCCGUCUUUGACCUGAGCAGCCCCAGCAGUCUGGCCCAGCCCGUCCAGUACUCCCAAGUCAAGGUCUCUGGGCCCAGGGAGCCCCCAGGAUCCCCACCACGGCACAGUGUGUCUGAGAUCACCUAUCUUGGGCAGCCAGACGUCUCCGUUCUCCGGGCCUCUGGAGUGCCACCUCAGCAGACGCUCACCUCACUGUCCUACGCACCCCAGGCGGCCCCUGAAGUCAAGCCCCUGUCCUAUGCGCCCCAAGUAACCCCCGAAGCUAAAACUCCAUGCUACACUGCACAGGCCAUGGCUGAGGUUCAGCCUCCCUCCUACACCCCUCAGACCGCUCCAGACCGCUGGCCUUCCUAUGGGACCUGCGGGGAAGGCUCUGGCAGAGACUCCCCACCCGUGACACCCUCUAGUCCCCAACACCGCAGGACUAAAGGUCAGCUCCAGAAAAAGGCACCAGCUGAAACCCAUAUCCCAGGUGGCCUUCCUCUGCAAGGGGUGACCUCCUUGGAUAUGAAGGACCCCCAAGAAGCAAAUUUCUUCCACCAGCCUCUGGGAGCUCACAAGGACAGAGCACCUGACCCCAGGGUACUACAUAGAGGGGAACCUGGGACACCAUCAUACCUAAAGGGCCAGCUCCCCCUUCUCGCCUCUGUCCAGAUCGAGGGCCACCCGGUCUCCCUCCCUUUGCACACUCCUUCCCUCCCAUGUUCCCCCACAGACCAGGAACCAAGUCCCUGGAGACUGCUGGAGUCCCUCGUGUGUCCCAAGGAUGAGGGUCCUGAGUCUGGGAUGGAGGCCCAGAGCCCAGCCUCUCAGGACUUAGACCUGGAGCCCCCCACAGAACUGGACUCUCUCUUUAGAGGCCUGGCCCUGACCGUGCAGUGGGAGGCCUGAGCAGAGAACGGGGCAGGUCGGGGCUUCCUCCUUGUCCCCACCCAAGCUCACAUCGUUGGCCAUCACUCCCACCCCCAACCUUGCCACGUGCUCUGCAGCCUUGCCUCAGGGGAAUUCUCUUGAAAGAACCAGAGGAAAGAGGGACCCGGGGCCCCUGCCACGGCUGAGCAAGGUGUCGGAGCAAAGCGGCAUGAUAAGGACUCCGGCUGGAGGAUUCUGAGUGUGCGGCACGUGCAGAUGAGCUCCGCGGGGCAGGAGGGGACCAUCAGAGUGCUGGGUGUUAAUGCACGGAGACCUCACGGAGAUACAGCGCCACUGGCUCCUAAGAGGCUGGACACGAAGUUCACCCCACUCCCAGCCAGUUUCAUAAGCUAGUUAGACAGAGAGUGAGGUCUCUACCUCCUCCUGAGAAACGGAGCCUGGAAAGGACACCCCACAGCAGGCUGGGCUAAACCAGAACUUGGCCCAUGAUAGCACGAUGGCAAGACUCCAGGGAGGGGUGCAGCCUGGGGCUCAGUCCCCACCAAGCCGCUGUUGAAAAUCCACACUGUCUCAACCUGGCUCCUCUGCCAGAGGCUUUACCCCAGGGGAAAAUCAGGUCUACCCGUGAGGGAGAACACACAGGCCUUUCCAGCCUGCAGAAGCUGUAGACCCUCUCCGGAGAGCAGGAUUCGUAAGGAACGGGGGUUGGGGGGGAGGCACACGGCCCCCAAGAAAGAGUACGCACUUCAAGACUUUGAAAACUCAGCCUUGGGUUCAGCUCAUCUGGGUUCAAAUUUCCACCUUACCACUUACCAGCUGUAUGACUUCAAGGAAAUGAAUCACUGCUCAAAACCUCAGUUUCUUCACCUGUAAA